Molecule: messenger RNA, 2371 nt
Organism: Corythoichthys intestinalis (scribbled pipefish)
Lineage: Eukaryota; Metazoa; Chordata; Actinopteri; Syngnathiformes; Syngnathidae
Product: afadin- and alpha-actinin-binding protein-like
Exons: 14
Coding region: 387-2096 (569 amino acids)
Biological process (GO): intraciliary transport involved in cilium assembly
Cellular component (GO): centriolar satellite; ciliary basal body
Source: RefSeq, a predicted model, not a curated record
UGAUAAUUAUUAAAUGUUCGGAGAGGUGAGUCGAACCCUAGCCGACACCGCCACCUGUCUCCAGGACCUCUCUCCAAUUCUGCGCCGUUUAAAAGUUGUAACUGUACGAAAAUUGUGAUGAUAGCGCCAAGAUCUGUCGUUACCUCAUGCUUAUUGCCUCAUAUAUUAAAGCACGUCAUGAUCAUGUCACCGACACGCUCAUCACUUUGCGUCGCAUUUCUUACUUCAUUGUAGAUUUAUUACCUUUACCUGUUCACUAUUGGAAAUUCAAGUAAACAGCCGUUUGACCUAUGAGGUGUUGUCAGCGUAGGAGCAUAUUGGGACACUAAAUGUGUACAAGUGUGUCUGUAGUGGAUGUCUAAAACGUCAGAGGCUCCACUUCAACCAUGCCAGAAUCCUCCUCUGAUGUCAAGGACGUUUGCAGCAGCUCUGUUUUAUGUCCAACACCCUCAAAAAUGGGCCACAUGACCCAGUCACCGCUGCCCCUGCACAGGAACUCUUACAUACUCACAAACUUCUGUACUGAGCACAACCUGCAAGAAUGUGUAACGCAUAUCAAUCAGGAAUUGGUAUCACUCUGUCUUUCACCGGUUUGGACGCAGUCAGAUGGCAACUUGGAUGUGAAUGUCAUCCCUGUGCUCAACUGCAUUUAUGAACUGCUACAACUGCACCGCAAGGGUCUCCAAACACUGGAGAACAUGGAGAAGGAGCAGUUGAAGUUGGGCAACAAUGUAGACUCCCUGCAGCUUACCAGCACACGACUAAAGGACCAGCUAGAAAUUGCCAAAAGAGAGAACACGGGACUUUUUGAGCGGGAACGCCAGCUACAGCUGAAAGUGAAGAGCUUGCAGAACUCCCUGAAAAAUGAAAAGGAAGAGAUUCACAAGCUGCAAAACAUUAUCUCCAGCCGGGCCAGCCAGUACAAUCACGAGAUGAAGAGGAAAGAGCGAGAGUUUAACAAACUGAAAGAGAAACUGAAUCAGCUCCUGGUUGACAAAAAGGAGAAGAGACUUGCCAUUGACAUAGUAAACAAACUAGGAAGAGCUGACGGGAAAAGAAGCGUCUGGAAAACUGAGAAGACAGAAGCAAAGCAUGAGGGGGAGAUGUACACCACUCUGCUCAAGGAUCACGAGAACACGCAGAGGGAGCUACUCCUGGAAAAUGCUGAGUUGAGAAAGGUUUUGAAACAGAUGAAAAAAGACAUGGUGGUCAUUCUCAGUUCCAGGAAGUCGACUGGCAAAGGAGAAACACAGGACAACGGUGCCAUAGAAAUUGACUCUAAUGAGGAGGAAGAAGUGCUCGAUUCCUGUAAGGAGAGCUCGGAGCUCUUUAGUGUUCACACUCGGGAGAAGCUGACCAACAGUGUUCGACGUCAGUGGCGAAGACUAAAAAACCACGUUGAGAAGCUGGACAACCGAGCCUCGACAGAUGAAAGUGAAGACGCUGAAACCAUUCCCCGACAAACAUCGAAAGAAAUGGGCAAACUAAAGCUCGAAGUGCGGCAGUGUAAAGACUACAUUUUGAAACAGCAAAGUCUCCUGCAGAGGCUGAGUUGUCAGAGUGAGGACACGACAUCCGCCGUGCUGGGUGACUCCCACAUUUCGCAGGAAAAGGAUCGUCUCCGGGACGAGUGGAAGAACCUCGAGGACCAGAGGAAGUGCUUUGAGAGGGAGAGGAGGAACUUUACAGAGGCAGCAAUUCGACUAAGCCAAGAGAGAAAGUCUUUCGAGGAAGAUCGCGCUAUGUGGCUCAAACACCAGUUUUCAAACUUGAGCCCUUUUGCUGACUCCAAGAAAUCACAGAGGUCAAAGUCUCAAUGUGCCUUUCAGAUAUUAACUGAAGCUAAGCCCAGUAGCACAUCGCUUCCAGAAAAGCCCAUCACCUCCCCCACCCUGGGAAGCACACCAAGCGGAUCACCCUCUUUGUCUGACCGCCUUCACAAAUUUAGCGUUAUCUGUGAAAACAGCUCGACCAAACCAAAUAGGAGCGAAGACGCGGGAGAUGCCAGCUUCUUGGCAGAACAGCACAAAUGUUGGAUCAGCGGGGACGACCACAGCACUCUCAAGCUUGGUGGGGACAAGAACAGCUCCGUUUGAGCAGUUGAUGAAACAAGACCAAUGUCCAUUCAUUGAUGUGCUGGCAAAAUUAUUUUGACUUCAGGGACUUCAGGCUUUGGGGGACCGUCGCAAUGGCGGAGGGAUUUUCACUUUUAUAGCUGUGGUUCAUUUGUUUUAAUGUAGUUGUUUUCUAUGUAGAUUUAUGGGGAAGUGCAUUUAUCUUGUAUUGUUGUGUUUACUCCUCGUACCAAAGUUCUCACUCCCAAGGAGGUAAACAAUACAAUAAAGGAGAAUUAUGUAUUUUUUCAAUGAGG